Peronospora matthiolae is the source of this 2391-nucleotide messenger RNA. The record is from the annotation of a GenBank genome assembly. Lineage: Eukaryota; Oomycota; Peronosporomycetes; Peronosporales; Peronosporaceae.
AUGGUGGCCACUGGCAUGAUCAAGGACGCCAAGGCACCUCUCAACUCGACUGGUCCAAGUGUGUGUCGCGGUUGCCAGCAAGGAAAGAUGGUCCAAAAACCAUUCCCAACCAACCGUGACAAACGCCAAUAUGGUGUGUUCGAGUUGCUGCACUUCGACAUCUACGGGCCAAUGGAACAAGUCUCGAUCGGCGGCAGCAGAUACUUACUGCUUGUGGUUGACGAAGCUAGCGGUUGCAUGAAGGGCUUCUGUCUGCGGUCCAAGUCUGAGAGUGAAGACUGUAUCAAGAACCACAUCAUCAAGAUUCAGACUCAGUUCGGCACGAAGAUCAAGUUUGUUCGGCACGAUGGAGCGCAUGAGUUUGCGACCAACUCCAUCAAGACCUUCUACGAAGAUCAUGGUAUUGAACAACAGAUCACGGUGCCGUAUGCACACCAGACCAACGGCACCGCAGAACGCGCGAUAAGGACCAUCGUCACGAUCGGACGCAGCUUGUUGCAUCAUGCAAAGCUGGAGAAGUGUUUCUGGGCUGAAGCGGCAAUGACGGCGAUCUACAUCAAGAACCGCCUGCCUUCACCCAAGAUCGACCACAAGACUCCGUUCGAGAUCGUGUACAAGUCGAAACCAAGUGUCAAGCACAUGCGCGUGUUUGGAUGUCGGGCGUUUAUCCUGACACCAAGGGAGAAGCGAUUGAAGUGGGACCCGAAGGCUUGUGAAGGGAUGUUCAUGGGCUACGAAGAAGCGUCAAAAGCUUAUCGAGUGUACGACAUUAAGGCGGGCCAAGUGGUGAUCAGUCGUGACAUCACCUUCGACGAAUCGACUUUUGACUUUUCGAUGGACCGACCAAGUGACGAUGAUGAAGAUGCGGAGUUGGACCUCGACCUCCUGGCGAUCAACGAGGACGACGUGCGUCAAACCGUCUACAAGCAGACUGGCAAGCGUAAGAGUGAAGCAAGACCCGGCAUGUCACGGUCAGCUCGCCCUCGAACUGGGUUGGAACAAGCAAGUGCGCCGGAACACGUCUCCAACCGUCACCAGAAACGACGAUCAAGUGCUCCAGAAACGAUGUCUGAUGACGAAGAAGAUGCAAGCGUGUACGAUCAAGAUGACGACUCGACGCCUCCAACAUUUUGGCGUGCAAGUGCAAACGCAGUGGAAGCAACGGACCUAGCAGAACCUGUGACUUUUCAAGACGCGAUCAAUGGUCCUGAUCAAGCUCACUGGCGAAAUGCUGUGAAGGCGGAACUCAAGUCGAUGCAUCUUCGUGGAGUUUUCCGUGCGGCAAAACUACCAAGAGGCCAAGGCGCGAUCGGCACCAAGUGGGUGUUCAAGAUCAAGCGCAAAGCGGAUGGAUCGGUCGAGAAAUACAAGGCGCGUCUCGUUGCCAAGGGCUUCAAGCAGAAGUACGGCAUCGACUACACAGAGACGUUCUUGCCCGUGGUCAAGUACGUGACACUGCGUAUGGUGAUCGCGAUCACCAAGUAUUUCGACUGGCCACUGGACCAACUCGAUGUGGUGACAGCCUUUCUCUACGGAGUGAUGAAGGAGAAGGUGUACUGCGUGAUACCAGAAGGCGUCGAGAUGGAUGGCGACUUCGACUGUCUCGAGUUGGUGAAGGCGAUCUACGGUCUCAAGCAAGCUUCACGUAUGUGGAACGAGACUUUCGACGAGUUCGUAUGCUCUAUCGGUUUCGAAGCGUCGGCGUUCGACCCAUGUCUCUACAUCAAGGUUGUCGACGGUCACUGUGUGCUCGUGCUGGUCUACGUGGAUGACGUGUUGGUCACCGGCAGCUCGCUCGAGUUGAUUGCGCAGACGAAGGCCGACCUCAAGACGCGUUUCGAGAUGACCGACAGUGGCAAGUGUACUUUUGUACUGGGCAUCGAACUGGUGGACGAAUCGGAUGGCAGCGUGACGAUGUGCCAGCGACGGUAUGUCAACGACAUCCUCAAGCGCUUCGGCAUGGAUGAGUGCAAGGCCACAGCAAGUCCGGUCGACUUGAGCACUCGGCUUGUCGCAAGCACCGAAGCGGCCAAGAUCAACGUUCCGUUUCGUAAAGCUGUGGGAGCUUUGAUGCACUUGACGACUGCGACGCGCCCGGACAUUGCGUAUGCUGUGGGGUACGUCUCGCGCUUCAUGGAGAAUCCGCAGCAAGAACAUUGGACGGCGGUGAAGCGCAUCUUUCGUUACUUGCAAGGGACCAAGUCACACGGACUCCGCUUCCAGCCAAGCGACAAGAUCGACUUUCGUGGCUACUCGGACGCGGACUGGGCCGGCGACCACGCUGAUCGCAAGUCGACUUCGGGUUACACUUUCAUGCUGAUGGGUGCUCCUGUGAGUUGGGGAAGCAAGAAGCAGUCAGGUGUGUCGCUGUCGACGAGUGAAGCGGAAUAA